GUUGUGCGUCACAGUUUACCACAUGCAGACUGCAAUACUCAGCUGUUGACGUGGAUUGGCUUAUGACAUUACAAGGUGAAGGUCAUCUGUUCCUUUAAAACCAACUAAUUCUUGAUGGUCAUUCACUUCGGUCGCAAUCAGGAAAAUGACGAAACUUGUCGUCUGCUCCGUUUUGGUCGUCUGCCUGGCAUUGUCCGCUUCAGCAGCUAACUACCAGCGAACAGUCAUUGCAAUCGCAAGGCCCACAGAAUAUGUCGAGUACAUCUUCCUACAGGGCGGUGACAGAAUCGGAUCUCCUAUCCCCAUUCUCCAUAACAUGACCGUGGGGAACGCUCGCUCCGUCUACGCCCAGACAGCUGCCAAUGACAAUUUCCUCAACUGGGGAGGGAGCGAACCUGGUCAAGGUUCCUACACCAACAACGGCCGUCUAACACAGGCGGAGGGGACUCCGAUGAUCUGGACAACAAACGAUAGAAGUAACAGCGCGUCUGUAGAAGGUGAUGGCCAUGGCUUCACUGAACUCAACUACCAAGGAGAGCAUCUCUGGCUAGCUGACCUCUACAUGGAUUGCGACAAAACAAGCAAUGGCUGGUUUGAUUUCAAGGCUUACAUGGUGGACUUCCGUUCCGGAAAGGCAGACCCAGGAUGGGAGAGCCACUUCAUCAACCAGGAGUUCUGUAUUGUCGACGGGUCCAUGUGGGGUACCCAGAGCAACCACCAGUGGAACGCCCUCAACCACCAUGGGCGCUGUGGGUCCUUCAACUUCGUCAUGUGGUCCCAGAACCUGUGCUUCGCCAACAAACUGGAUGACCACAUGAGGCCAUACAGAGAUGAGUGGGUCGAAGACCUCUCUCGAGAACCAACCGCCGAGUAGAUAUAAAUUGUAUCAACACUUUGGCAGUUUCAGUGUAGAUUGCAUCGGGUUUUGAGUUUGUGGAGAUUUUUCAUUUUGAUAAAUCGUUUAUGAUUCCA
Molecule: messenger RNA, 972 nt
Organism: Haliotis rufescens (red abalone)
Lineage: Eukaryota; Metazoa; Mollusca; Gastropoda; Lepetellida; Haliotidae
Product: alpha-amylase-like
Exons: 3
Coding region: 146-874 (242 amino acids)
Source: RefSeq, a predicted model, not a curated record